Molecule: messenger RNA, 1420 nt
Organism: Oncorhynchus mykiss (rainbow trout)
Lineage: Eukaryota; Metazoa; Chordata; Actinopteri; Salmoniformes; Salmonidae
Product: guanosine-3',5'-bis(diphosphate) 3'-pyrophosphohydrolase MESH1
Molecular function (GO): guanosine-3',5'-bis(diphosphate) 3'-diphosphatase activity
Source: RefSeq, a predicted model, not a curated record
CGCACAAAUGACGGGUGAGAUCUGCGACCAAACGUUGGUAAUAAUGUGCCGUCUGUAGUGUGAGAAACUAUUUUUACAGCAUGAGUUCAGAAGCGGUCAUUCUGUUGGAGACUGUCAACUUCGCUGCUGAAAAGCACCGCAAUCAACGACGUAAAGACGCUGAACAAACGCCAUAUAUCAACCACCCAAUAGGUGUGGCAAGGAUCCUAAGCCAUGAAGGUGGGAUCACAGACAUUGAAGUUUUGCAAGCAGCUUUGCUCCAUGACACAGUGGAGGACACUGACACCAGCAUAGGAGAACUACAGGCCAUCUUUGGGCAAACGGUGUCUCGAAUUGUUCAGGAAGUGACAGAUGAUAAGGCGCUACCCAAGCAUGAGAGGAAACGUCAGCAGGUGGAGCAUGCACCUCACGCCAGCCACCAGGCCAAACUGGUCAAACUGGCUGACAAACUGUACAACCUGAGGGACCUGAACCGCUGCACACCUACAGGUUGGCCGGCAGAGCGUGUUCAGGAGUACUUUGUGUGGGCAGCCCAGGUAGUGAGAGGACUGAGGGGGACCAACCCAGCACUGGAGAGACACCUAGAGGAGCUCUUCAAGCAGAGGGGGGUUGAGCUUUGACACCUCUCUACUUCUGAUACAGGGUGGCACAACACAGCAACUCUUGAUGCACACUUUUGUAAAGAGUUCAUGUGAAAAGAUUUGAGCAUAUUGUCUUCAUAAUAGGAGCCUUCUCCAUUGAAUAAACUCUUAGCUCUCAUAAGGAUUUAUUUUUUAUGGCUAAUUUAUUAUUCAUUCAUUCUACAGUAAUUUGCAUACAUUGUCUGUAGAACUGGCAAACCAUCAAUGUCACCUUGAGUUUUCUCGUAUUGAAUAAAGCAAAGAUAUGCAUAAUUUUGUGAAGAUGAAAGGCUGUUGUGGAAAUUCACCACCAUGUCAUGGAAAUGACCACCAGGGACACUUAAGUCAAUCUUAAAUGAAUGAUCCUUUAUUAUCAGCGCGCUGGAGAGGUUCCAACUCAAUGCACUAUAGAACAUGUCAAUCAGGAGCUCUGCUGGGGCAGUCCCAACUGUUGUCUUCUAUAUGGCUAUACACAGACAUGUUAUAUUUGCAUAAUUCAUUCAUCAUUACUGUUUUGUUUCAUACAUGUGACCGACCAGUACUGGUUCAUAACAUGUGACAGACCAAUACCUCAAGGCUUCUUCUCUAAGCCGAGACCUUGAAACUGAGAACUUUUGUUCUUAGAAAAGCACAAACGUUAAACAUUUCCAGCACAGUUACUUUUGUAAAUCAUAGUUUGCAGGACUCAUCUGAAUUCUGAUAUGUGUUUUAUCACCUACAUUGCAUCUGUUGCCUUUUGUAUCAUUAAUACUGACAAUCAAAGAUGGGGUAGAAAAUACAUGUAAUAUUUAUCCCCUCAA